Molecule: messenger RNA, 870 nt
Organism: Ramularia collo-cygni
Lineage: Eukaryota; Fungi; Ascomycota; Dothideomycetes; Mycosphaerellales; Mycosphaerellaceae
Exons: 1
Coding region: 1-870 (289 amino acids)
Source: RefSeq, a predicted model, not a curated record
AUGAACAAUACACAGACCAGUAAUCCUCGGUCAGCUCAAAGCAAAUACAAGAACCGCGAAGAUCUAGCCGCCACCGGUGAGAGGCUGAAACUUUCAGCUCAUGUGCCACAAGGAAUGGGAGGUAUCUAUACUUUUCCGUUGGAGCUUCCCUUCCGACAAGGCGACGAAGGGAUCGUGAAGACGACCAUCAUCGGCACUACCGGAUGCUCGACAUGUGUGGGAGUGUACAUCCCUAUCGACGACGACCGCUGCUUUGCGGCACAUUUCGACGGAGCUUCGUACAAGCGACCUAGGAAUAGCAGCGUCUAUCAAGUGCCGGAUGCACUGGCCGAAUACUUCAAACUUGCUGUCAAGACUUCCUUGGAUCACGUGUUCAAAGGUAAAGAACAGGAUGUCGAGACCAUCCGACGUCGAGAGGAUCUCAAGGCCAGAGCUGUGGUUGUAUCGACUUGGCUGGUAGUUGGUGGGCAAAAAGGACCAGGCUUUUACAUCAUCGAUGUCUUGUGCGAUUACUUCCAGCUGGACAAGCUGAAGCUGGCGAGUAAAUGCAGUGCACAUCACGGGUUCGUCGUCGAUCACUGUGAUCAGUCAUCCCAGAGCCUUCAUUUGCUGGGCUGGACACGGCCUGCACCAGACGAAAAAGUGUUUGAUGAGAUUUCCAAGCUCGCUGAUAGCUGCCCAGAGCCUGGGUGGGAUGAAAAGUUCAUGUCAAUCUACAGGACGACGUACGAGUGGGUGAUGCCUUGGAAUGCUGGAUGGUGGGCAAGACCGCUCCUGAAUGCCGGAGAAAAGAAACCAUUUCGUUUCCGAUAUUACCAUGACGAGGCUGAAAGUGGUAAGGGCCGGGGAAAGUGGGGAGUUGGACCAUGA